UUCGGACCAAGUCGAACUGACAGUGCCAGGUGAUCGUCGCCUGGUAAUAUCCUAUUACCGGGAAAGAGAGUUCAAUCAUGUCGAUAAUUUACAGUCUCAUAGCUCGCGGUACUACUGUUCUAGUCGACUACACAGAAUCUAGUGGUAACUUCCAACAGAUAACAGGUUCAAUUUUGCAAAAGAUUCCCUUGCACGAUGAUACGAAGUGCACGUACGUUUCUGGAAGGUAAGCUACUUGGGAAUACAAAGUUUUAACUGAGAAUAUCAAUUCUCGCAUAAUCUGGAUGUAGCUAGGAAAAUAUAUUGGCCAAGUUUUAGUUUUAAUGAGAACUCUAAAAACAAGCUCGGUAUUUUUGUCAAGUAAUACUUGUUUCGAAUCUCCUACAAAUGUUAGCCAAGAGCUUUUGUAGUCAGAUGUACAUGUCGCAAUCAGCUUUCCCACAAGUAUGUCCUCGUUUUUUAAUGCCAUUAAAAUUAGCGAGUCGCCUAAACAAUUUUCGUGUAAUAACAAUACAUAACCCUGCUUCAUUCGGUUGAAAACGAGUUUUCUUGUUUGGUCCUUACAAAACGUUUCCCUUUAAGCUGUACAGUGAGGCGGAAGUAGAUGGGAGGGAAAUUUUUUUUAUUUCAUCAUCAUCACCCAGCGGUGACUGUAGCGGCCAAUUCUGUUUGCAGAAACCACAAAAAAAUUUUACUAGCGACAAGAGAUCAUCUUCCAUUGUACCUGCCUAAACCAGCUGACAUUUGAAAAGAUUCUCAUUGCCAUUUGAAAAGGAUCUAGCCAUAUCAAGGAGCAUCUGAAAAUUAAAGGUAGCAUGACUGUCAACACCUUUCAUAAACCUUAUUGAUAUGAUGUCAUAUUUCUUUUUAUGUUUUCAAGCUACCAUUUUCAUGUGAUAGUUGAUGAUGGUCUUGUUUAUCUUUGUAUGGCUGAUGAGGACUUUGGAAAGAGACAGCCAUAUGCAUUCCUAGAGGAGGUAACCUUUGGAGUCACCUACCUAUAUCACAGACAUUUUAACUUGUGGCAGGGAGCUAGUAAUUAGGGUGAUCAAAUCUACUCUUUUGUCAAUGCCUCUCGAUAAGAGUUCUUGUGAAGAAAUGUAGUAGCUGGAAAAUAGUAAACAAUUAUUUAUAGAUGUAGGUGGAUAGUAGUGGAUAUCUACCAAGUUGCAAAGCAGGGAGGUAAAUAUUCACCACUUUCACGGACACUUUGAUUUUUACUUGAGUACAAUAACUUGGUAUUGUGUAGGGUACACUUAUUCUCAGCUUAUUAAGAAUUUCUAAUAUUUUGUUGAAUUGCCAGUAAUCAUGUUUUGUGUUGUUCUUUCUUGUCUGACCAAUUUACAGAUAAAAAGAAGAUUUGUUAACAGUUCACUGAAGCAAAGAGCAAUUUCAGCUCAUGCAUAUGAAUUCAGACGAGAUUUUGGACAAGUACUGGCUAGUCAAAUGGUGAGACAAUAGGAAAGAUCUGAGUUAAUGCAGACAUCAAGAAUGCCAUCAUUGAUAAUAAUAAUGAUAUUUAUAUAGGAUAAUCCCUUCAGUAUAAUGACGCUGGUAUAAAUAGGGGUUCUGUAAGUUAAUUGUAAUGUUUACUUUACAAAAGUUAUAAUUAUAUGGUAUUAUAAAUAAUAAUAAUGUAUACAAUCAAUCUAAAAAAUGUUAGCUAUGUUACAAUUUAAAGGGCCUUAAUUUCCUUUAAAAUUCGGUAAAAGAAUCCUUGGCCUUCAAAUGGAGGGGGAGGCUGUUGCACUCUUUUGCCCCCCCGGGAGUCUUUGGACCAAAUUUUCAAACAAUCCGUAAAGUUUACAUAUCCUAUGAAUUUGGUCAAAGGGGGCACAUUUUCUUUUAAAUGAAGUAGUUCUGUUUGCUUCCAGAGUUUUGCCAUCGAUUCAUGAGGAGACUUAACAAAAACAUAUUUAACAUGUACAGACAACAGCAGUCAGCUUGCUGGCAUUCAGACCAGAGUUAACCAAAAAAUUGUUACCUUCAGAUGUUUUGUUAUUGAAGAUGUCAAUAACAAAACAGUAGUAGAAAUGAGAGUUUUCUUUCAAACAUCCUGCUACUCCCAUACAUACCCCACAAAUUUUUCUCUUUGUUGAAAACGGUGGUAGUUCUGUGUUGUUACAUAUGAAAUGUUUUUGUUAUUAUAGUCAUUAUACUCUGAUCCUGGAUAUGAUGAGUCAGACCAGAUUACUAAAGUUCAGAAGGAAGUUAAUGAGGUCAAAGAUGUCAUGACUCAAAAUAUAGGUAAGGAUUGCGCCUUCUUCCUGAGUUCUUAUGAUUUGCAUACGUGUACAGCUGUUCCAGUCUUUAGCUUUUGGCUUUCUUAGCUCUUUACAUCCCUGGCUGCAUGUUCUCCAAACGUUCCAAAACAAAACCAAAGCCAAGGAAUUUACAGUACCUAGUCUACAGUAAGGAAAAAAUCAUUCCUCCACUGUAUUCAUGCCUAAUUUCACAGGUGCAUAAUUUUCCUUUUCUUGUGAUUGUAACAAAAUUGUGAAAUAAAUGACUCAAAGUAAAAGUGGUUGCAGAAUUUAAACACACAAAAUUAAAACUUAUAUAUAAAUUCAAAUCAAGGAAAAAAUGUUUAACUUGUAAAAACAACAAAGCCUAUGGGAUAUGCAUUGAAAAAUACACAAAUCAUUAAUAGGGUUUACUAGUGAAAAGUUAAAAAAAUAAAAGGAAGUUGAGAAUACUUGAAUUGCUAAAUUUAUUACCCUGUUUUCAUAUUUGCUUAUUGAAAUAGCAAAAAUAAAACCUCAAAAAAUACUGUCCCACCAUAUUCGCAAAAUUAAGUACCUGCAAAGUCAAGUAUGAAUAAGGUAGAAGGCAAUCAGGCCUAAAGUAUUCAAGGAGCAAAUUAAUAAGAAAGCCAUCAUUGGUUUUAGAUAUGCAUCUGAUUGUUAAAGAUUUGGAGGAAGGCUUCUAAACAAAUCACACAGCAAAGCAAAUUGAAUCUCAGGAAUUCUGGAUUAUUUCUGACACUUGUUUAAGAAGUAAAUGUACUCUAACUAUAUCCUUUAACUGCCCUCAUUUGUUUGCUGUAGAAAAAGUACUUGAAAGAGGUGAGAAGAUUGAUGUUCUUGUGGGAAAGACAGAGGAACUGGAUCAUAGUGUAAGUUGGUUUUACCUACGAGCACAUAUGUGUGCACAAAUAUGUGCUUCACCCAUUUUGCUCCCAGAUCUCUUUGGACAUUCUCCUUAUUAUCAAUCAUACAAUUACACGUAUGAUGUUUGUUUGGAGAAUUUGGUUUUGGAUUAAAUAGUAAUUCCCUAACUGAUAUUUUUCUCUAUUCUUGUCACUAAUGUCUGCUUGAUAUUGUAAGUAGAAAUUUGGCCUCUCAUGGAGGACUGUUAAAGGUUAAAGUAGUUUUACUAUUUGGAAAGAUUUUCUGUUGACAAUGAUCAUAUGUUUAUUCUAUACCUAAUUUGUUGUCUCUCAGCAGAGUGGCCCUUCCUCUGAUUUAGUUAUUUUAUUUCUCCAGUCUCAGGUGUUUCACAGACAAGCAAAAAGGUUACGCAGAGAAAUGUGGUGGAAGAACAAGAAGAUCUGCCUCAUUUUGGUUUUUGUAAUAGCCAUCAUAAUUGCAGUAAUUGUACUGGCUAUUCUUGGUGUUGAAGGAAAGCUUUAA
Molecule: messenger RNA, 3632 nt
Organism: Pocillopora meandrina
Lineage: Eukaryota; Metazoa; Cnidaria; Anthozoa; Scleractinia; Pocilloporidae
Source: the annotation of a GenBank genome assembly